UAAGGCUAAUAAAUUAGGCAAAUAAUUAUUAUAAAUUCGCUCGUGCCAUACUCGGGUGGCUGGUCUAUUUAGCGUUCAAUUUCACCAAAAUCGGUCUAAUAUGGUUUUUAAUUAGUUCAUCUAUAUAAUUUUUUAGGAGUACUCGUAAUCGUCGAAUAUGCAUGAAAAGAGUAAUGAGUGUGUAGAAAGCGGGAGAGGUCUGUAAGGAUCGUAGCAAGUGGAAAUCCAUAGUCUCUGCCUACCCCAAUGAGAAACAGGCGUGAUGGUAUGUGUAUUUGUAUGUAUAAUUUUUUAUCUACUUAUAUUUCAGCUAUCAUACAAGUUAAGGCAGAAUCAGUUUAUUACAUAAUCAAUAAUGGUAGGAGAAUUAAAAUUACUGGAAAUAAUCACCCUGAAAAUGAUUUCAAAGGAAAUAUCGAAAGCUUUAAGAAUAAGCUCAAACUUCAUGUUACAAUGUCAAUGAGAGAAAUUGACAUGAAAUUCCACGGCAAAGAUGUUAAAUUCCAUCAACGUAACAGAAUUAAGAGUACGUUAAAAAAUCACGCGAAGAAAAGACACGAUGAUGACAGAAAUACAACAAAAAGUAUGUAUUUUGAUGUUAAAACAAACGUGAUAAGAGUUAAACAUACGAAAGCCGGCUUUUAUAAGCGAUUUAGGCGUGUCAAGCCCUCAAGGAAACCUCUUGUCCUGCGUAGAGCGUUCAGACCGGAAACAGAACCAAGAGCGUUUACGACCGCAAAUAACGAGACCGGCAACAAGCGUCACAGAUUCAGGACUAAACCACACACGAAAUGGGUGCGAACUACUCCAAUAAGGAUUUCUAUGCACGACACUUGUGACUACAAUAUAUAUUAUUGUAUGAAAGCAUAUGUCACUGGCCGAGUAUGCGCCAGAACUCCAUACUGGAAUUACAUGAGUUUCAAUAAUUACUGUGAAAUGGACUAUAUUAACUGCAUGGAAAGAUGGACUGUUUGGCACAUAAUUCAUAUGGGUCCAUGUUUCAAGCAUGAUAAAUAUUCCGACUACAAUUGGUAUUCUUAUGCACCAGCUCACUUCUUAUAUCAGGAUUUGGCUGAGCCGGCUAUUGUGUGACUACUUACCAGCGAC
This is a messenger RNA of Amyelois transitella, 1107 nucleotides long. RefSeq lists its product as uncharacterized. The transcript has 6 exons. Bases 247 to 1092 code for a protein of 281 amino acids. NCBI's taxonomy places the organism in Eukaryota, Metazoa, Arthropoda, Insecta, Lepidoptera, Pyralidae. The record is from RefSeq and is a predicted model, not a curated record.